Messenger RNA from Laetiporus sulphureus 93-53, 912 nucleotides. RefSeq lists its product as uncharacterized. The transcript is spliced from 6 exons. The coding region runs from base 1 to 912 and encodes 303 amino acids. NCBI's taxonomy places the organism in Eukaryota, Fungi, Basidiomycota, Agaricomycetes, Polyporales, Laetiporaceae. The record is from RefSeq and is a predicted model, not a curated record.
AUGGAUACCGAUUAUGUUGAAGAAAACAUACUGCUGCCUCAGGUAGAAGAUGGACUCCAGGGCAUUCAGCUCAUCCGUGAUAAACUCAUUGAGGCCAUCCAGCCUCUCUUGGAAUUGCUAUGGCAGCAGACAGGGACAUCUGCAGCUCUGAUAGUUGGGGCUCCUCCUCAAGAAGGUUCAAACACGUUUUUCAUCAAAAUUUUACAGUCUGGCAAGACACAAGAUGCAUCAUCUCAUUCUUGGUCUCAAUGCGAAGCGGACGCUUUCCAUGACCAUAUUAUCCCGUCUUUUACUCGAUUCUUGGCUAAAACGAAGCCCGACGCAUGCACAGUUGCAAUGGAUGCUUCAACUCCACAUGCAGAUGCACCAUCUGAGGGCGUACCACAACCUCAAUCACAGCCUGUACACUCACUUGGAGUAGUCACAGCAAACACAUCUGGCACCGGCGACAUCAGCACUAGGCAAGCCACCGCUGCUGGUGGUGCAGGACUGACAUCCUCACUUGGCUCUGACAUUGGGGAGUCUGAGGUUGCAUCAGAUGUUGAUGAGCUUACGGAGGAGAUUGAUGAGCUUGUGGAUGAUGACAAGGAGGCCAGCAAUACGAUACAAAGAAUCACAACUGGUAUACCAGACUGGGCUCGAGAAGCGCAUGACUUCAUGAUGUCGAAGCACCUAGGCAUUGAGAACGGUUACAGUUUUAAGACUGCGAUCAGAGGCCUUGAUGCUAUCAACCGCCCACCCCAGGUCGCACACUGGCUUCAUGUGCACCGUCGCAUGCUGUCAAAACUUCCAGUCAUCGAGAGCCUAGAUGAGUACACUCACUCCUGGUGGCUGUGGUGGGCCAGCCUUCAACCAGAGUGGAGAAAAAAUGAUAUUUCUGGGCAUCCAAUACUCGGCGGCGGUGGCGAUUGA